Messenger RNA from Podarcis lilfordi (Lilford's wall lizard), 345 nucleotides. Lineage: Eukaryota; Metazoa; Chordata; Lepidosauria; Squamata; Lacertidae. The record is from the annotation of a GenBank genome assembly.
AUGUGGGGAAAGGAAGUAGUUUCAAGGAAAGUGGCUUCCCCUUGUCGAAGCUUCACUGCUGCCCCUUUGCUCCUUCUAGCCCAGCAUUCUGGGUUUCUUUCUUUCUUAAAUGACUCCAGUUACAGUUCUGCUGGUGUAGAUGAAGAACAGGAGAAGAGGAAAGUGCUCUCUUCCAUCCCACAAUGCUGCUUUGAUGUUCAGGACAGAAGGUAUCCUGCCACAAAGCCCCCUCUUGCUUCUGCAUGCCUUUUCCCCCUGCCUUGGUUUAUGUUCUUCUGUUGGAAGAAGAAUCUCCUCAUCACACUGGGAAACUCAAUCCACGUGAAGCAGUGCUUGCUGUUGUAA